Molecule: messenger RNA, 2452 nt
Organism: Varroa destructor (honeybee mite)
Lineage: Eukaryota; Metazoa; Arthropoda; Arachnida; Mesostigmata; Varroidae
Product: ras-like protein family member 11B
Molecular function (GO): GTPase activity; GTP binding
Source: RefSeq, a predicted model, not a curated record
ACGAUAAGUAAACCGUGAACAGAUUUGUUCAGAGGUCUUAGUGCAAUUGUGUUAUACGUUAGGGGCACAGAGCUGGAGCAGCCCGGUUCAGUUUUUCCUCAACCGCACUUCUCUUUCCCAGCAGCACCAAACAUGACGAAUAAACCUCGCCAGAACCCCAUUAAGAUGCGAGUCAUUGUCGUAGGACCCAAGGGUGUCGGGAAGUCGGCUUGUAUCGUCAAAUUCUUGACGAACAAAUUUCUCUACGACUACAGUUCAAAACAGGAUAAUAGUUACCAUAAUCAAGUGACGCUCGAGGAGACCAUCUACGACCUCGAUGUGACCGAUAUCACUAAGCAUAACAGUUCGGAAUCUCUUCCGGUCACGAAAUGCGAAAUGGUCGAUGCGUUCGUAGUUGUCUACUCCAUCGACAACCGAUGGAGCUUCGAUGAAGCAUCUGGAUGGCACCAGAAACUUGAGGCGCGCUUUCCGGAUUCACCGAUCCUACUCCUAGCUAACAAGUGCGAUAUGGCAUAUGCGCGCGAGGUGGACGCUGAGGAAGGCAAGGAAUUAGCUGGUGAACUAUUCUUUGAAGUGUCUGCCGCCGAAAGCGAAUCUACGGCCCUGAAUCGGGCGUUCGCGGCACUGUUCCGACGAGUGGUUCAGUUGAGAAACUGUCAGACGGUAAAAAGAAAGCUUAGCAUGACCAAAAAGAUCGGCAGUAUUUUCACGCGCAAAGAUUCAGCUCGGCGCAUUAGCACCAGUGCAUCGAUGUGAGAAAACGAAGCGAUGCUCACCCAUCAUAAACGAGGAGAGGUGAAAGCGAUGGACGCACGCUAGCUAAGCGUCGGAGUUCCCUCUCCCGUCUCGUACGAGAGCGCUUUCGGUUUGUAUAUAUCUUCGUGUUGAUGAAUACAUUUUAAUGGACACAUCCAGGGACGAUGUUAAGGGUCGCCAUGGCCGUAACAGCCGACAGAGCAGUAACAGCAAGCUCACUUACGGCAUUUGAAGCAGUCCAACGUAGAACAAACAUAUAGAAUAAGCACACGACAAGCGAGCGCGAUCCGGUCGACCAGAAGGUCAAUCCCGAAUCUAUUUAUGAUACACAUUACUGGGAGAACGAAGAACGACGCGCCGAUCACACUUUGCUAAAAUGAGCACAUUUCCAAAAUACGUCAGUCAACCACGGAUCCAUACAAUUAUACCAGCAACAGCAAUAGCGCACAAGUAGCGUCUGCUUAUCUAAUCCUGAUGAUGCCUCGAGUCGCCGAAAUCGUCAUUCGGUCUUUGUUACAUCACUAUUCAGCCUAGUUAGCGAAAUACUUUAUUCUGACCGAUUCCGUACCUGAUUUUAGCCCGACCGGUUGCAUUCUCACACACCGUAUGUACAUAAGGGUCAAUCACUCGCUUGUUUGACAUUCAGCAUAAGAAGAUAAGGAACAGGAAGAAGAUAUAUCAAUUAACGGUACUGAAACUGCUGUGACAGUUGCAGCUCGGUGAGAAUGGCUAACCAGUGCUAUGGCGCGUUAGUGUCAGACGCCCAGAAUCGAGCAAAAGUUAUCACAUAUUAUAUAUUGGGAUACAAAGAUAAGACUAAGUAAUUUCACAACUUUAAUAGCACAUUCAUCCCGCAUUGUAUAGGUCAACUUUUUUACUACGUUCACAACAAGUCGCUCACAGGCUAGCAUCAGUAGGAUACAGCUGUUGCUUAAUGCUAUAUUAGUACAAUUGUUGUCAAUGGAACCUAUACAAGGUUGUAUACGUGUCAAAGGCUGAAUCGGACCUGAAAAAGGACAAAUUACCAAUACAUGAUUAGUUUGUGAACUGGUAACAGCACUAACACAUGCUAAUGAAACGUUUCGAGAACCUCAAAACCGGUGUGAAGCUUAUCUCUUGCCGUUUGUUUCUUAACGUGCGGAUGCCAGUAAUGAAGUGAUAUCGUAUCGAUCAGUGGACGUUCAACAAGUGAAGUCCUGUGAAGAGGAACGGGAACGCUACCGCCGUUAAGUAGCCAAUUCGUGCGGGUUACUUUGGAACAGCGGUGCGUUGUCCAUAUGUAUCGACAAACUUAAAAGGGCGAAACAUCACAGUUAUAUCCCUAAGAUGUGUGUUUACGUAUGUUAUUCGAAUGUAUGCCUUAGACGCUGAAAAGAAGGAACUAUUCGACUAGGUAUCGAGGUUAUGUUGACGAUGUCGUCUAAGGAUUGAAUCAGCUUUAAUAACAGAAUAAUCAUCAUUAUUACGACCAUAACGACCCUAAUAAUUGAAACGAAACCCAGUGAAGAUAAGGAAGCGGCCAGAAAAAAAGAACACAACAGAGGGAACUGUUUACAGAUAUGGCUGCAGGCGGCCAUCCCACACGGUCCCUGCGUAGGAAUCAGAAGCAGGCCCAUUGAGCUGUACCACUGAACAUAGUGUAAAUAAGAACUUGUACGUUUGUAAGUAAACCAAGACAACAGUUUCAAACUAUACA